Messenger RNA from Trachemys scripta elegans, 2609 nucleotides. It is a transcript of the gene RRAS2, whose product is annotated as RAS related 2. Gene Ontology annotation, cellular component: plasma membrane. Gene Ontology annotation, biological process: signal transduction. Bases 276 to 887 code for a protein of 203 amino acids. The record is from RefSeq and is a predicted model, not a curated record. The transcript has 6 exons. Lineage: Eukaryota; Metazoa; Chordata; Testudines; Emydidae. Gene Ontology annotation, molecular function: GDP binding; GTPase activity; GTP binding.
CCGACGGCCAUUUGUGUAGCCGCGCUGGAGCCGCCGCUGCCCUCAUUUGGCCCGUGGCCGCCGCGGUGAGGAGCCGGCUGGGUUGGGGCCGGCAGCGCGGAUCUGCUCCCCGCCCCGCGGAGCUCUGGGCGCUGCUACUGCCGCCGCGACCCCGCCCGAGGAGCAGGAGGACCAGGAGCGGGGCCUGCGGCUUCCAGUCCGGCCGGAGGCGGCGGCGGCGGCGCAGGGAGGGACCCGGACCCGGACCCGGCGGCGCUGCUCGGCUCGGCUCCCCGAUGGCCGCGGGCUGCAGGGACGGGCCGGGGCAGGAGAAGUAUCGGCUGGUGGUGGUGGGCGGCGGCGGCGUGGGCAAGUCGGCGCUCACCAUCCAGUUCAUCCAGUCCUACUUUGUCACGGAUUAUGAUCCGACAAUUGAAGACUCUUACACCAAACAGUGUGUGAUAGAUGAGAAAGCAGCACGGUUGGACAUUCUGGAUACAGCAGGACAAGAAGAAUUUGGAGCUAUGCGAGAACAGUAUAUGAGGACUGGGGAGGGCUUUCUCCUUGUCUUCUCAGUCACUGAUAGAGGAAGUUUUGAAGAAAUCUACAAGUUUCAAAGGCAGAUACUUAGAGUGAAAGACCGUGAUGAAUUUCCUAUGAUUCUAGUUGGUAACAAAGCAGAUCUGGAUCAUCAAAGACAGGUAACACAAGAGGAAGGCCAGCAACUAGCACGACAGCUUAAAGUAACUUAUAUGGAAGCCUCAGCAAAAAUACGAUUGAAUGUAGACCAAGCCUUUCAUGAACUUGUCAGAGUUAUAAGAAAAUUUCAAGAACAAGAGUGCCCUCCUUCACCAGAACCAACACGGAAAGAAAAAGACAAGAAAGGCUGUCAUUGUGUCAUUUUCUAAGAAUCUCAUGAAUCAAGCUAUCAACUGCCAGAUUAAUUUUUCUUUCCACCAUUUUGCAUCACUUUGGGUAUGUCUAGCCUUUUGUGCCAUGUCCUAUAAAUGGCCACCAAAAUAGCCUUAGUCCAAGAAGCUGGCUGAAUACAGUCCUAGAAGACAACUAGUCAUCUUAGGGCAGACUUCAAAGCAAAACACUAAGGCUGCUUCUUUAAAAUCACAGUUCCUAUUUUUGCUCCCUUUAAGAGCUUGCACCUUGUGGAAUUUUAUUCAUAAAGGAGAUGAAACAAAACCUAAGAGGACAAGGUGUUCAAGUAAAGCAUAAAAGUUGUCUUAUGUUAAUUUAUUUUUCACUUCUGACAUUUCAUUAGCUACUAUCAAGGAGACCUCUAAUCAAAGUGUAAAGUGUAUUUAAUAAAAAAGUGUAUUGGCUUUUUGCCCUUCAGUUAAAUUAGAGUUCAGCUAGCCUUAAGAAACCAACACUGAAUUUCUUUGUCAGCAAAAAUGUUUCAGCUCUUGUUUAUGCUUCAGCUUUUUUUCCAGUGGCCAAAAGUCUACUUACUGUAUUUAUUUUAUGGAUCCAGAAUAGCUACAGGAUUAUUACUACUAUUAUUAUAAUGUGGCCAAAUACCUGGGCUCAUUCUGGUCUAGCCAUUUCAGUUUAUUAGAAAAAUUUCACAUUGUUGGGGGGGAAAAUUCAUGUGUCUUCCUUUGAUGUAUUUCUGGGUAAGGGAUUAAAGAAAACUAAAAUUGUAGCUGUUUUUAUUUCAUGUAAUAUAAAAAGAUGGAUUUGAUCUUUCCAAUGUCAGAGAUGAUUAAAUGUUUUUGCUAUAUACUUUUAUACAUUAUUUUCUUAUCAAACUAGUUAACAAGUAUUUUUAUAUGUUUGUAAGCAAAUAUGCUUUCACAGCAUAACUUGUGUAUAUGUAAAGAUGAAUAUUUAAUUCACGGUUCACGUUUAACUGACAAAAUAAUGCGGGAUAGGCUGAACUGUGGUAGAACUUCUUGCUGGGUACAACCAGAACAGUAAUGGCCAAUCAUGUGCCGGCCCAACUUACCUAUAAAAAGUAAAGUUUGGCAUGCUUUCAAGUAAAGUUUAGUAUCCCUUAUGAAAGACUGACCAUUAUGUGAACUAUAUUAAACUGUAAGACUUUUAAAUGACUGUUUAGUUUAACUGUGGAUGGUUUAUGAAUUUUGAGUUCUGUGGAUUGUGUUUAAACAAUUCAAGAGUAUGUUCCCUGACUCUGAAAUACUAAGUGGUAUUGCACAGUUGUCACCUUAUUGAAUGUGUCCAACAGUUCUAUGGAGUUUGGUUAUUAAGCAUACCUUUGUAUAACUUGAGGUGCUAGAAUUAAAGAUGAUCUAACCAUUAUCAAGAGGUAAGCACAUUGCACCUUUGUUUGUCUUUUAAAAAACUGAAUCUCUCCUUGGGAGAAAGGGUUAACAAUAGCUGGAAGGGGGGUAGGACAAUACAGGCAAACUUUUACAUACUUUCAGCCUGACAAGAGCUUGAAAUUUGGCCUACAGUGAUAUAACCUGAAUGGACUUAAAAGCAUCUAAGUAGAAAUGGCUUCCUGAUUCAACCGAUGCUGUGACCAGCGGCUGACACCCGAGGACUACAGAAUGAUAGUUCACAAAAUAGACCAUUCAAAAUAAACUUCUUGUACUUGGCUAUGUUUUGGCAUAUGCUAAUUGUUGAUUGCUCUGCCAAUAAAAAAAAUUCUAUAA